AUGAAACGUCCACCCGUGCCCGUCCAGCAGCAGCCGCCGCCCACGUCCCAGCCGCCACAGCCGUCAGCGUCCUCCGUGCACCCGUCCGGGUUGGGCGUGGAUGAUGCCCUGUCCGCCAUCAUGGCCGGUCGGUCGGCGGCGGGCGUAGGUGCGUCACCGACGGCCACCGGUCCGGGUAGUGCGGCAGCGGCCGCCGCCGCAGCAGCCGCGGCAGCUGCGGCUGCUGCCGCCGCCGGUGUCAUGCUGGACGAUCUCGACCUGGCCACCCAGCGUAAUCUUGCCCUAGCGCGGCUUAAUGCGUCACCACUGUCGUCGGCCGCCGGCGGCAUUAAUCCAACCCCUUCCAAUGGUAGUUCGGCGGCGGCUGUCGCAGUGGCGGCUGCUGCUGCUGCCGCGGCUGCAGCAGCGGCCGCCAACGGUCCCGACGGUCCGGCCCUGUACGGCCAUCUGUACGGCAAGGAGAUGGGCUUAAUGCGCAAACUUUCCUCGAUGGAUGAUUUCCCAUCGGCGACGGCGACCAACCCGUCAGCAGCCGCCAUGCGCACCUAUCAGCAGCUGUUGCAGUCGGAUGGACAUCAUAAUCACCAGCAUCAUCCAUCGGCGGCCGGUGGCACAGGCGGUUCCAAUUACAACCAAACGCAACCACAGCAGCAACAAUCGCAAGGAAAAUUUAAUGGUGGACAAUUUGGUUACCCACAGGCGAGCGGUUUGCUAAAGCCAUGCUACGAUUAUGGUACGCCUCAGCAACAUCAACAGCAAGCGGCAGCAGCAGCAGCAGCAGCCGCUUUAGCCGCCCAACAUCAUCAGAUGCAGCCGCCCAAUCAGCCGCCAGCAAACAAUGGUUCGAACAACGGGGUUGGAACACCGAUCAAGAAAGAACUCGGCUAUACCGGGGGUGCUGAUCUUUACACACCACCCUUAACACCUUCGUCGAUCGGUAGCGGUGGAUCAAACUCCGGCCAAGGACCGCCAGCCGUGACAGCUUCCUCGACCGUACCCUCCUCAACGGCUUCGUCCUGUUCGGCGACCACUGCAGCGGCCCUUUCCUUCAUGAACAAUCUUUACGGCGAUGCUGGUCAUGGUGAACCAUUCGCCAACGGUGGCGCUGCCAAUAGCUGUAUGCGACCGAACGGUGGCUUAAAGGUGGACCCGCAGACCACAAUGCUCGGUUCGAUGGGUGGCCGAGGCAGCGGCUCAAUUAUAAAUAGUUUAGCAAAUAGUAGCACCAAGCACGAACCAAAUACAGCGAACGAUGCCGGUGCCAACGAUCAUCUGCAUCAUCAGCAGCAUCAUCAUCCGCAGGCACACGGUCUGGGCGGUGGUGGACAUCAUCAUCCGAUGCAGCUCCACUGUCAGCAGCAUUCGAUGGGUGUCCAGGGCGGUGGUCCCAUGCAUCUUCAGCAUCAUCUCGGUGCAAAUCAAGGCUCGAUGGGAGGAAGCGGCAGUGGGAAUUCGGUCACAACCAGCGGAGGAGGAAAUAGUGGAGUCGGAAGUACCAACGCAACUCCAACGCCGCUAAAUGGCCCAGGUAGUGAAGAGGACCACGAUAAGCUGUCAUCACCGCUGACCGGUACCUCGACGCUAACGUCCGAUCUGCACGAUCCGGACAACGAUAGCAAUCCGGACGGUUACACGAUUCUGUAA
Molecule: messenger RNA, 1644 nt
Organism: Anopheles funestus (African malaria mosquito)
Lineage: Eukaryota; Metazoa; Arthropoda; Insecta; Diptera; Culicidae
Product: AT-rich interactive domain-containing protein 1B-like
Exons: 2
Coding region: 1-1644 (547 amino acids)
Source: RefSeq, a predicted model, not a curated record